GAAGCAUACUGGGAACAGCGAUGCAAGCAAAUGGAGGAGGAAUGUCGAAAAGGUCACACCAGAAAUCUCUUUGCGCAGGUCAAGAAAAUUCGAACUUCUUUCACUACCCACAAAGGAGCAAUCAAAAACAAGAAGGGGAAGGUCCUGACUGGCCAGCAAUGCAUCAGAAGCAGAUGGCAGAAUACACGGAAGAGUUGUAUGCAAGCACUAGCGACCUUGAGCCACCCCACGAUGACCCAGUGGAAAUGGAGCCAGCUUUCCUGGAUGAGGAAGUCGUAUGGGCGCUGAAGAAGUUACCAAACAACAAGGCACCUGGUAUUGACUGCAUCCCAGCAGAAAUGUUGAGGCCUGUUCCACCAGUGGCUAUCAAAGCGAUCUGCCAGAAGAUCUGGGAAACCAACAGCCGGCCAAAGGAUUGGAAGAGAUCAGUAUUCAUCUCACUGCCUAAGAAAGAUGACGCAAGGGACUGUUGCAGCUACCGUACAAUAACCCUGAUUCCUCAUGCAAGCAAAGUCCUUCUGAAGAUCAUACAGCAGGGUCUGUGCCCAAUCAUUGAAGCAGAACUACCUGACUCGCAAGCAGUGUUCAAAAGAGGUUGUGGUACCAGUGACCAUAUCACAAAUCUGCGGUGGAUUAUGGAGAAAUGUCAUGAACAUCAGAAAAACAUCUAA
Lepisosteus oculatus (spotted gar) is the source of this 671-nucleotide messenger RNA. The record is from RefSeq and is a predicted model, not a curated record. Lineage: Eukaryota; Metazoa; Chordata; Actinopteri; Semionotiformes; Lepisosteidae.